This is a messenger RNA of Ilex paraguariensis (yerba mate), 1138 nucleotides long. The record is from the annotation of a GenBank genome assembly. Lineage: Eukaryota; Viridiplantae; Streptophyta; Magnoliopsida; Aquifoliales; Aquifoliaceae.
AGAAGAUAAGUAUAGAAUCCUAAGCUUGACAUAGCCAAUAGUAAAAGAUGACACAAGCAUUGCCACUAGAACAAAAUGAGAUAAAAUUAAAUAAUAUGCCUUGCCAAUUCCAUUCCCCUUAUGAUUCCUCCAUUCUUGUCCAUUACAACCUUCCUUCAUUUACCCUUAUUUAGGAGCAAGCACUUCAUUGCCUCAACCCUCUCCAACUCAACUUCAGAGUGGUGGAAAGGCUAUAUGCAAAGGUCUGAGCGAGGGUCGGUGGACAGGAGUAACUUUCGGUCCACUUGAUUCUGGUAAGCUCUGUAUGUAACUAGCCCAUUUUGAUUUGUAAGAGGUGAUAGGCAUUCAGGAAUAGAAAUUGCUCGUCUCGGGUUGGUUCCUUGGCUGUAGCAGUGGUGAAAUGGUCUUCCAGAGGGAGGAAGCAUAUGAGCCCUCAGUCAUCAACAGAGAUGAGGGAUUGAAAACUAGUGACAGUACUAAUGAAACAGGCGUUGAAGAUGAUAUGUGUGAAUGGUUGAGUUUAAGCCUCAACAGAAAUGAGUCCUUUACUGCUAAAGACAGUGCCUCUCCAUCAAAACCUGCCAGUAGAAAGCUUUUCUCAUGCAAUUUUUGCAUGAGGAAGUUCUAUUGUUCACAAGCUUUGGGGGGUCACCAGAAUGCACACAAGAGGGAAAGAGGAGCAGCUAAAAGAUAUCAGUCUCAGAGGAUCAUGACCUUCAUGGAAUCAUCACCCGGCAACUCUCCCACCGCGAUGUCUCUUCGUGUCCAGCCUCACUCUAUUGUGCACAAACCAAGCAGAGCAGGAACAACAUCUACUAUGACAGCAAGAUUUGAUGACUUCCCUAUUGGCUUCGGUGUCGCAUGGACACCUUUUAUGCUUACAGAGGCAUUGGAUUUGGUUUGGCCAGGCAGCUUUCAUGUGGACAAAUUGCCCAAGCAAGCAUCAGAUGGACAUAAGCUUGACUUAAAUCUCCGGCUGUGAUAUUAAACUUUGGUCUGGGAUUGAUCUUUUUUUGAUAUUGUCUGUGCCAUGUUACAUUUAUCACCUGCUCAUUUAUCUUAAACAAACCAACUUAGGUACAUGAGCCCACUUGAAUAGGCACAAUUUUCAAUAAAAAAUGAGCAGACUUGGAACAAG